AUGGUAGAUACACAACAUUUUUGUCUACGUUGGAACAACUAUCAGAGCAGUAUAACAUCGGCGUUCGAAAACCUCCGUGACGAUGAGGAUUUUGUAGAUGUUACGUUGGCAUGCGAUGGCAAGAGUUUGAAGGCUCAUCGGGUGGUUCUGUCAGCGUGUAGUCCAUAUUUUAGAGAAUUACUAAAGAGUACACCGUGUAAGCAUCCGGUAAUAGUCCUUCAAGAUGUUGCAUGGACGGAUCUCCACGCCUUGGUCGAAUUUAUAUAUCAUGGAGAAGUCAAUGUCCAUCAACGGUCUUUGUCGUCAUUCCUCAAAACUGCCGAAGUUCUCAGGGUUAGCGGCCUCACCCAGCAGCACGGUGAUGGCCGGGAUCAGUUGGCACAAGUACAAAGUAUGGUUAGAGGGCAUCAGCACCAAUCAACACCUAUCUCCAAUCACCAUCCAUCGUUUACAGACAAGCUAGUAGAAGAGAGUUUAUUCACAUCACCUUCCUCCCCGCCGCAUGGUGCCACCGUUAAUCAGUUGCUCAGGAGAGCGGCAAUGCAAUAUAGGAGAGAAAGGAGGAUAUCUUUAGAUCCCGAAGCUGAACACAAACGAGCGAGAUCAGACCACAUUAUCGGCAAUAACAAUAAUAAUAAUAACGAAUUAAACCUAUCGACGACGCAUUCGCAUCCCCCUCCCCAGACGCAACCGGCAGAUUUUUCACCUAGCGCUAUGAAGAACAACGUGCUCAACCUUAAUCUUAAUUCAAUAAAAAAUGAUAUAGAAGGUAACGGAAUAAGCAGUACAGACCGAGAGGCAUCGCCGUGCUCACCGUCCCCCACCCUCCUCCAUUCCCGCAUAAACAACAACGACAACGACAACAACAACAUCAAAAACGAGCCCAUGGAACUCCUAUGUACCACGAAUCAAGAGGACAACAGCAACGACUCCACCGACGUUACCAACGAUAACGGAGGCAUCGGAGGUCCUCAUGGUGGUCCACAUUCGGGCAGCUCGGGGGGCGGUGGGGACCAUGACGACCACGAUAGCGCCAUUAGUCCUUAUUUAACGCCGACGGAGAGCAAAUUAUUUGCGACGGCGGCGGGAAGUUUUAAUUUUAGUAUGGCUGCGUUGGCGGGAGAUCCGUCUAUGCUUGGAGGGUUAAAUCAGUCUCUACAGGGAAACGACAGCUUGGCGGGCACUUCACAAGGAGUUUACAAAAAAAUAUAG
Molecule: messenger RNA, 1212 nt
Organism: Diabrotica balteata
Lineage: Eukaryota; Metazoa; Arthropoda; Insecta; Coleoptera; Chrysomelidae
Source: the annotation of a GenBank genome assembly